CGUCUCUCCAUCUAGGAGUUCGCUUCUACAGUGCUGGAGUAGGUCAGGGUCGGGUCCGCCCCCUGCCCAGCUACGCAGUCCCGGUGGCCUGCGCACUUACUUUGCAGACCCGCUGGUGAGCUGCUGCUAAGGUUGGCAUCUCCAACUACUGUCACCUCUGCUAGCUCAAGCACCAUGAUGUUUUCUGCAAUGUCAAAUGUUUCUGCCUCCAUAGUAGCCACAGAACCGUCAUCUACAACUUCAACAACCACCACUACCACAGUUACCACCAACACCACUACCACAAUCACCAGUGACUUUAACCAGUACCUAAGACCAUUGACAUCACCUUGGAUUAAUAACACUGGCUUAGUCAGUGUUUCUUCUGUACCUGUUACUAUGACUGUUAAUUCAAUAGUAACUCCUGUGAUGACAUAUGGUCAGCUGGAUAGUAUGAUGAACAAAUGGAGCUUUGAGCUACAAGAACAACAAAAGCACUUUCUUUACCAGGCCACUCAACUAAAUGCUUGGAACCAUACAUUGAUUGAGAAUGGUGAAGAGAUUACUCUUCUACAUAAAGAAGUGGAAAAAGUGAAGCUGGAUCAGAAAAGGUUGGAACAAGAAUUGGAUUUUAUCCUGUCACAGCAGAAGGAACUAGAACAUCUGUUGACUCCUUUAGAAGAGUUUUUGCAGGAACAGAAUGGGCCUUUUAAUCUGCUGUACGUAGAUAAGGAGUAUGAGAGAAUUUACAAAUUAGCAGAAAAUAUAGAUGCUGAGCUGAAACGAAUGUCUCAAGAUCUCAAGGACAUUAUUGUUCAUCUGAAUACACUUGGAAGUCCUGCUGACACCACAGAACCGCUCCAGCAGAUCUGCAAAAUUCUGAAUGCUCAUAUGGUCUCUCUGCAGUGGAUUAGUCAUAAUUCAGUGAGCAGUGCUUCUUGGGUGGAGUUGAAGGGAUUGUCAAAAGGCAUAAUGCAAAAGAAAGUUGAAGAGGUAACAAAGGUUUUUGAGGAGUAUCGUCGCAAGGAACAGGAAUACAAUAUGAAGAUUGUCUUUGCAUAACUUUUUGGAUUAUUCAUCAACUAUGUAUACUCAUAAUAUUAAGUAGAGUAGUAUUUACAUUUACUACUUAAUCUUUGAUUGCAAUAAGUUGUGCAUGUAUGUGAUUUUUUUCAUUUAAAUACUGUGAAAAGAAUUAUACUGCAGCUUUAUUUUCAGAAUUAAAUGAAAUCAAGGCUGGGAACAUAGCUCAGUGGUAGAGUGAUUGCCAACAAUUAAAGCUAUAUUAAUUGUGCCAAUUACCUAUUAGAUAAUGAUUCUGUGUGUAUAAGGUAUAUCUUACACUCAUAGAUUCUAUAUGACCACAAAUACAAAUCUACUUCUCAUUCCAAUUAAAUUGCGGGAGGAUGUUUGCCAAAAAGUACAUGCCAACCAGUCUUUACUGGGUGCUUGUUACAGUUCAUGUAAAGUGCUAGAUAUUUUAAAGUCUCUUAAAUAAAAUUUAUUGUCUACUUUGAGAUAUAAUUGAAAUAUAGUUCUUAUCUAUUUUAAAACAAUAUGAACUAUACCAGGAAAUGAUUUACAGAAAGUAUUUUACAAAAAAUUCAGAGGAAGAAGUAAGUUUCCAUGAAUUUGGGAUUUGAAUUAGGGCUUCUGUUUUGUCUUAUUUUUCUUAUGGUACUAGGCAUCAAACCCACGGCCUCACACAUGUGAGGCAAGUAUUGCACCAUUGGGCUAUAUACCCAGUGCUGGAGUAGAUUAUUUUUUAAAAGGUAAGGUUGAGGCAAUUCAAUUAUUUUUGAUUGUAAAUAAAUAGCUCCAUUUUUUUUUU
Jaculus jaculus (lesser Egyptian jerboa) is the source of this 1810-nucleotide messenger RNA. RefSeq names its product nucleoporin 62 C-terminal like (gene Nup62cl). The transcript has 10 exons. Gene Ontology annotation, cellular component: nuclear pore; nuclear pore central transport channel. Bases 175 to 1041 code for a protein of 288 amino acids. Lineage: Eukaryota; Metazoa; Chordata; Mammalia; Rodentia; Dipodidae. Gene Ontology annotation, biological process: RNA export from nucleus; protein import into nucleus. Gene Ontology annotation, molecular function: phospholipid binding; structural constituent of nuclear pore. The record is from RefSeq and is a predicted model, not a curated record.